Adelges cooleyi (spruce gall adelgid) is the source of this 4496-nucleotide messenger RNA. RefSeq lists its product as uncharacterized. Gene Ontology annotation, cellular component: membrane; extracellular matrix. Gene Ontology annotation, molecular function: hydrolase activity, acting on glycosyl bonds. Bases 436 to 4350 code for a protein of 1304 amino acids. NCBI's taxonomy places the organism in Eukaryota, Metazoa, Arthropoda, Insecta, Hemiptera, Adelgidae. The record is from RefSeq and is a predicted model, not a curated record. The transcript has 7 exons.
AGUGUAUUUCAUCUUUGUGGUUGAACAGCACCUGAACGACAACAAAACAAAACGAAACGCGGAAAAUGUUCGCCGUACUGACAGACGGAUGAACGAGUUUUGAAAACAAAAUAUACCCACGAUGAUUCCAUCUGAUUCGAUGUUGUUAAAAAAAUGACACGAUUAUACGUACACGUUCGCGUUUAAAACAACAACACAUUUGUUAUGUUUACAGUUCCACUUGGAAAUGUCCAUCCAUCCAUAUAUAUAUAUACGCGGAUCAAGCAUAAUAUCUUAUAAAUUGUGUCAAGUUUUCAGAAUAGCGUUAAACAAAAAUCGGCGCUCCACUACUGUACGUGUAUGCUUGUAUGAGUGUUUUUUUUACAAAUUUUUACUGAUUUGCAAAAGUAAACGCUUGUAUUCACUGAAGACAUUACAACUCCGUUCUUGAUCAUAAUGUCAAAUACCAUUUGGCUAGGAGCUUUGCUCCUGUUCGGAGCUUGUUCGGCUUACCCUCAGAAUCCCAAUGUUCCAACCUUGUCGCCUCCACCAUCGCCUUCCAAUAUCGUAUCGGUGAACGUCAACACUAAGAGAUACGCGCAUGCUGUCAAUGACCAUUUUUUGAGUAUCACGCUGGAUCCGUCAACGAUAUUCUCCGCAUUACAGGACAAUCUUGGGUCUGCCGCUAUUAACAUGGCCAAAGCGUUAAGUCCAGCAUACUUGCGAAUAUCAGGCCCUGAAUGCAACAGCUUUAUAUUCCAAGGGGCCCAAGAUACAUCCCAAUCGUCGCCGGCCAUCCCCGUUAAACGCGGCAAGAACAUCACGAUCACGGGAUGGCAUUGGUCGCAGAUGAACGAUUUCAUAGCCCAAACUGACCUGGACUUGGUGGUCGCACUUAAUGUGAUGAACAGGCAACACGGUAGUUGGAACCUCAGCAACACCUUAGAUCUUAUAUCUUUUUCGGACAAGCAUGGUUAUGAUAUGGCAUUCCAACUUGGGCACGAUAUGCAAGCAGGCAACUCACGCGUUGACGGCGCAUCUCUAGGAAAAGAUGCCACAAGACUGCGAAAAGUAUUGGAGGCGUUCCCCAGAUACAUAAGUACACCGAUAGUAGGCCCCGACGCUAAGUCUUGUGACUCCCAAGACGAUGCUCGAUAUCUGAAAAGUUUUAUCGCCGAGGCUGGUCCAUCCCUUACAGCAUUGACAUACCAAGUGCCAUUUGCGAGUGAAAGAAGCGUUGAAAACCCAACAGAAAUGUUAAAUUAUAUUGAAAACCAAAUGGAAACGAAAGUAUGGCAAAGGGAUUUAAUGAAUAAAUACUUGGGAAAAUUAACAAGCAGAAAACCAAUAUGGAUUGUUGAAUCCGGAAACAAAGACCGAAAAGGAGACUUUUCUGAUGGAUUGAUUUGGGCUCAACGACUUGUUGCUGGUGCUCGAAUUGGAAUAAAUGUCAUGAUGAGGAAACCUUCAAUGACUUCUCUAAAAGAACCAACACCGGAUUAUUGGGUUUCUAUUUUGCACAAAGCUUUGAUUGGAUCUGAAGUUUUUGAUGUCAAAAUACAAUCAGUAAACAAAACCCGUAUAGAAUCCGUCGCUCAUUGUACUCGAGAGACUUCAUUUAACCCUAAUGAAGGCAUAUUAGCUCCAGAGUUUCGUUAUAAUAGAGGUGCAAUAACAGUGUUUGGUGUAAACAUGGAAUCAGAGAGCGUAAAAAUAUCUUUAAAAACUGGCAGCCGUCAAAGUGUACCAUUACAUCAAUACUUUUUGACUGCAAACAACAGAAAAAAUAAAGACAAAAGAGCUGUUAAAUCAUUGACUACUUUGCUAAAUGGUCAAAAGUUGAGCUUGUCAGUUGAUGGAGAACUUCCAGUUUUGUCACCAAAAAUACGAGAGUCAAACCGCAUUAUCACUAUUCCUAGUCAAUCUGUAUUUUUCUUCGUGUUACCUGAUUCUAAGUCAAAGGCUUGCAUGGCUGUCCAGAUCGAAGAACGUGACAUGUCCAAGAAUGGACCUAAGAACUCACUUUCGGAUCUCGAAGAUUUUGACAAUGUUGACUAUGAUGCACUCUUAAUGGACCAAGAUGAUGAAUCAAUAUCAGGCGAGAAAAAUAAUUAUGUGUCAUUCAGGACAAAAUACACAAGAAGCAGUGGUAAUUAUCAUACACGAAAAAGUGAUAAUCAAGAAGAAUCAAAAACCUAUAGCAACGAAAUGAAAGAAAAACUUAACGAAGAUGAGAACAACGGGGAGCGUUUUUCUGAACCCGUUGUAAAAUAUGUUACUUUUUCUAACAACAAUUGGCUUUCCAAAUUCCCAAAAUCGUUAAAAAAUCCAGAAUAUAGUAUGGAGCCACCGACGACAGCUGCACCAGAAAUAACCACAAUGACAAUGCCAAUCGAUCACAGUAGCGUAUCACCAACACAUAGCAGAAGAGAGAAAUAUCAUAUUCUCGCUCAAGCAGUUGUUGGCAAAAGACAUCCUGAGAGAAAAGUCCGUUUCGAUCCACAUGCCAACUUGGAUACUCCUACGGAACCAUUAAGAUCCACUCAAAAAUUAAAAAUAGUUAAAAGAUCCAUCAGCGACGAUUCUAGUUCAACAGAAGUUGAUGAAUUAAUUAAAGCUAUUACUACAAUCAAGCCAGAUGAAACUUUAAAAGAACUUUCAAAAUCUGACGACCUACCUGUAAUUGAUAUGACAAUUGCACCUACUUCUGACCAGGACGUGGAUAAUAAUACCGACCGACCUAAAAGAGAGGAAAUAAAAAAUCAUCCGGCAAUUCCUGAAUCACAAUCGCCCGCUAAAGCUUCAGAGAUGACGCAACAAACUGCAACCAGCCCAACUCCAGCAACAACGCCGGCUAGUGUAACAGAAGCAAAACCAGUACCAAAAAGGGAAUCUUACAUUCAGAAAAUUAAAAGCAGAAAAGAACAAGCUUUAGCAAAAGCCAACGAACGAGUUUCUUCUCAUAGACUGCUUAGACGAAAACAGCAAUAUAAAUCCAAAGAAGAAUUAGUAAGCUCAACUACAACUGAAAAAGUUAUACCAAAAGAAAACUCAGAAACCAUCGUUGCAAAUUCCGCCAAAACUCUUAUUCCCGUUGUAGAUAUAAACGAUACUUCGCUUCAGAUGAAGAAUGAAGAAGCUAAUCUGGAAUAUAAUAAAAGGUCAAUUGAAUCUUCUACGAUUGCUAACACUGAGAAGGAAAUAGAAAAUGUCAAAAAUACCGAAAACGAAAAAAUCGAAAUCGUUAGUGCUAGUAAAAAUGUAGAAAAUGUGAAAAACUCCGAAAGUGAAAAGACAAACACUGAUCAAUUGACAUACACUUCAACGGAUACACCUAAGGACAUUAAGAGUAAGCUCAGCAAGUCUUUGCCUUCUAUACCAAAGCCAUUGAGACUGCCAAAACCAAAAACCCUUCGAAAUACCCAUGACCUAGAAGAAAUCGACAGUGGAAAUUCGAAAGUCAGAGAAAGCCGUGAGACAACGGAACGUCAUAUGCAAAAAUUAAAGACUAAACCAGCUCAAGUCCUGAGCAAAGUAAGAACACCAAAGAAUGUUGACCAAAUUCAAACUGAAACCAAUGAAAAAGUCGCCGAGGUAAUAUUAGACAAUCUCAAAGACGUUAAGUCAAAAUUGCAAUCCGAACAUAUAGUCAGUCCUAUUGGGAAAAAGGAGGAAAGAGUGGCUAAACAAGAAAAAAAAUUCGAUCUGAAAGAAGGUUCAACUGCAGCUAAACUUAAAGCACUAGAAGAAAAACACAAAAUGUUCCGAGUUGAAUUGGAAAAUAAGCUCCGCUCAGCAAAACCAAAAGUGCAUAAACGUUCAUUGGAAAAUGAUAUAGUUGAAGAUGAUAUGAUGGAUAUGAAUGACAUUUUAGUAUCGGAGAGAGAUGGAUUUGGAUCUAAUGAUAUUGACAUUGACGUUGCCUCUGUUUUGAAACGUGAAGCCGUUCGGUAUCCAAGAUCAUUAGCUGACUUAACAUUGAAACUGAAUGAAGUCAACACUUAUGUUGAUAAAAAUAAGCAAGAAGUUGAUCCAAAAACCAACGAAAUAAUAGAAGAUGACAUGUACCUAGGAAACUGGAAAAUGUCAAAUAAUAUCAGACCAGUGGACGAUGAAGACAAUCUAGCGAAAGAGGAUCUCAACGCAUUAUUAGAAAAAAAAUCUGUUUUAGACAAUAUUGAAGAUGACGAGAAUAUAAAUGCUAACAGUAGCAAAAGAGCAAAAACUAACGUGAAAAAACGAAAGUCCCUCUUGGAGGAUAUCGACUUCGACGAAGAUACGCCUAAAAAGAUGACCAACUCUGUCGUUCAGACAUUUUUAAAUCAUAUGCAAAACUUCUGGAAGUAUAUUAAAAGAACAUUCCACUUUUAAAAUUAAUUUAAGUCCGUUGUCAUUCAGUAUGAUAUAACAUGUUGUAUUAAUUAAGAACCCACUUUAUGUAAUGUGUACAGCGAUAAAAAGCUUUAAUUUAUUAUUUAUUUACUUACCUAUAUGAUAACAUAUUUUUUAUUAUUUGA